GUGCGGAUGUGGCUAGAGCUUUUCAUCCAUUGGAUUAUUAGUUUGUUCAUUGCCCUCUACCAAGAUGGCAAGUGGCUUCAAGCGAGUGGCUUUGUUAUCUUUGUUGUGUUUUCAUGUUAUUGUCUACUCCAACAAUGUGGUUGCCAAGGAAGAUGGAAAGGAAGAAAAGUUUCUCUUCUUUGGGAAGAGUGGUGGACUAGGGGGUGGAUUUGGUGGUGGAGGAGGUGGUGGAUUUGGUGGAGGAGGUGGUUUUGGAGGAGGUGGUGGUGCCGGUGGCGGUGGAGGUUUUGGAGGUGGAAGUGGUGGAGGAUUUGGAGGGGGACAUGGAAUUGGUGGUGGCAUAGGAGGUGGAGGUGGAGCUGGUGGUGGAUUUGGUAAAGGUGGCGGAAUUGGUGGUGGAUUUGGUAAGGGUGGCGGAAUUGGUGGUGGAGUCGGAGGAGGCGCUGGCGGUGGCGGUGGACUAGGUGGUGGCAUUGGAAAAGGUGGAGGCCUAGGAGGUGGUGCUGGAGGUGGGUUUGGUAAAGGUGGUGGUGCUGGUGGAGGGUUUGGAAAGGGUGGCGGACUCGGUGGUGGCAUUGGAAAAGGUGGAGGCUUAGGUGGCGGAGUUGGAGGUGGUGCUGGUGGAGGGUUUGGUAAAGGUGGAGGCCUAGGUGGUGGAGUAGGAGGUGGUGCUGGUGGAGGGUUUGGAAAAGGUGGCGGACUUGGUGGUGGCAUUGGGAAAGGUGGAGGCCUAGGUGGUGGUGCUGGUGGAGGACAGGGGGUUGGUGGCGGCAUUGGAAAAGGAGGAGGCUUAGGUGGUGGUGCUGGUGGAGGGUUUGGCAAAGGUGGCGGGCUUGGUGGCGGCAUUGGAAAAGGUGGAGGCUUAGGUGGUGGAGUAGGAGGUGGUGCUGGUGGAGGGUUUGGUAAGGGCGGCGGACUUGGCGGUGGCAUUGGAAAGGGUGGAGGCUUAGGUGGUGGUGCUGGUGGAGGAUUCGGUAAGGGUGGAGGGCUUGGUGGUGGUGCUGGAGGAGGGUUUGGUAAAGGCGGUGGAAUUGGCAAAGGUGGAGGACUUGGUGGUGGUGCUGGAGGAGGAUUUGGUAAGGGUGGUGGAGCUGGAGGAGGGUUCGGUAAAGGCGGCGGAUUUGGUGGUGGAGCAGGAGGUGGUGCUGGUGGCGGCUUUGGAAAAGGUGGAGGUGGAGGUGGAGGCUUCGGUGGUGGCUUUGGAAAAGGUUUUGGAGGAGGAAUAGGUGGUGGCUCAGGUGGUGGAUUUGGAGGCGGGUUCGGUGGUGGUGGCGGUGCCGGAGGGGGCUUUGGUGGUGGCGGCGGCUUUGGUGGAGGUGGUGGCGGCGGAAUUGGACACCACUAAGCUUUACUUUGAAUUAAUAUUGCGUUACUUAUAUUAAAAAUAUGCACUAUAUAUUAUUACCACAUGAAAUUGUUUGCAUGCAUUAGAUUACUUAAACAUUUGUCAACCUUCCAUUCGACACAUGAAUAUUGUUUAUGUUAUUCUAGUCCUUUUCUCAUAUUGAACUUCAAUUUCAAAUUA
Molecule: messenger RNA, 1525 nt
Organism: Benincasa hispida (wax gourd)
Lineage: Eukaryota; Viridiplantae; Streptophyta; Magnoliopsida; Cucurbitales; Cucurbitaceae
Source: RefSeq, a predicted model, not a curated record